AUGGGUGAACUUAUGUACUAUGUGGUGUCGAUUAGGCAAUUGGGUGGCAUCGAACUUUACCGAGGCCAUCCAGUUCGUGAACAAACUUGGACGGUUCCGAAGUUGACGCCUGCCAAAAUGUACAGAAUCAAAGUAAGGACAAGAAACAAAGGUACUGAACACAUUGGAUAUGGCGGCGGUGUUGGCAUGCCAGCAACCAAAGAUGUUGGAACUUUGCCGAGUGGUUCAUUCGAGCCAUCUAAACCAAACAUGGAAUACUUGGCACCUUCGUGGAUAAGGGUGUCUUGGUCGCAACCGGAAGGUCUGCUUGGAAAAGUUGAGAUGUACCGUGUUCUGGUUAAGCACCUGGGUAUUGUCAUUCGCACUGAACAGCUACUACCCAAUCAAACGAGUAUCACUUUGACCGGUCUAGAUGCCGGCGUAAAGUACGACAUCUACGUUCAGGCAAAGAUUGCGUCCAACAAUCAGGGCGAGGGCGGUGGCCUGGGUCCGGAAGUCCUCGUCACUGAAACACCCGGUCCAUGUAAGUCUCGAAACGGCUACUUUUAA
Messenger RNA from Dibothriocephalus latus, 549 nucleotides. NCBI's taxonomy places the organism in Eukaryota, Metazoa, Platyhelminthes, Cestoda, Diphyllobothriidea, Diphyllobothriidae. The record is from the annotation of a GenBank genome assembly.